Messenger RNA from Manihot esculenta (cassava), 885 nucleotides. Its product is annotated as probable protein phosphatase 2C 38. Bases 1 to 885 code for a protein of 294 amino acids. NCBI's taxonomy places the organism in Eukaryota, Viridiplantae, Streptophyta, Magnoliopsida, Malpighiales, Euphorbiaceae. The record is from RefSeq and is a predicted model, not a curated record. Gene Ontology annotation, biological process: protein dephosphorylation. Gene Ontology annotation, molecular function: cation binding; protein serine/threonine phosphatase activity. The transcript has 3 exons.
AUGGUUAAAACAUGUUGGAGAACUCGUAUUGACGAUGAUGCCAGUGGAAAAGCUGAAGGAUUGAUGUGGCACAAGGACUUGGGAAACCAUCUUUAUGGAGAGUUCUCAAUGGCUGUUAUUCAAGCCAACAAUUUAUUGGAGGAUCAUUGUCAGCUUGAAUCAGGGCCUUUGAGCUCCAGCAAUUCAGGGCCCUAUGGAACUUUUAUUGGCGUAUAUGAUGGACAUGCAGGAACUGAGGCUUCAAGGUUUAUCAGUCACAAUCUUUUCUCCAAUUUCAAGGCAUUGGUGUCUGAGCAUCAUGAGAUAUCAGAAAAUGUUAUAAAUAAGGCUUUUUCAGCAACAGAAGAGGACUUUCUGUGUCUUGUGAAAAAACAGUGGCUCAGUAGACCCCAAAUAGCAUCAGUGGGAUCUUGCUGUCUGGUGGGAGUUGUAUGCAAUGGACAGUUGUAUAUUGCGAAUGCUGGAGACUCUCGCGUAGCUUUAGGAAGAGCAGAACCAGGAAUCCGGAGAGUUAAAGCCAUACAAUUAUCUAGGGAGCACAAUGCAAAUAUAGAAUCUGUUAGAAAUGAACUUCGAUCUCUACAUCCUGAUGAUUCCCAGAUUGUUGUCUUGAAGCACAAAGUCUGGCGUGUCAAAGGCAUCAUACAGGUUUCAAGAUCCAUUGGGGAUGCCUAUCUUAAAAGGACAGAAUUCAACAGAGAGCCUCUGCAGUCCAAGUACAGAUUAGCUGAACCUUUCCACAAGCUAAUCCUUGGCUCAGAGCCAUCCAUCUUAGUCCACAAACUCCAACCAGAAGAUCAGUUCCUCAUAUUUGCUUCUGAUGGUUUAUGCAUCUCAGCAACCAAGAAGCUGUCGAAACUCUGCAAAAUUUCCCUCGCAAUGUAA